Schistosoma mattheei is the source of this 330-nucleotide messenger RNA. The record is from the annotation of a GenBank genome assembly. Lineage: Eukaryota; Metazoa; Platyhelminthes; Trematoda; Strigeidida; Schistosomatidae.
AUGUGUGCUACACGAUCUGCUGUUCGUGAAUCUGAUUCAGACUCGAGGGAUUUCAGAAUUUUCAGUGUCAAGAGACUUUCAUACUUUAAGAUACCAUCGGAAUUUAGAGAGGGCAGAUGUCGUAGUGUUGCUGAAUUUGAAAAGCUAAACCGUAUAGGUGAAGGGACAUAUGGUAUUGUCUACCGUGCUCGUGAUACUGUAUCAAAAGAGGUUGUGGCUCUGAAGAAAGUUCGAAUGGAAAAUGUUCGAGAUGGCAAGUUUUCCUCACUCUUGAGUUAUGUACAACAGGUAUCCCUAUUAGCAGUUUGCGCGAAAUCACUUUGUUGCUAA